CUAUGAGGAACACGAAAACAGAAGCUGAGGCAGUGCCUGCGUUGUUCUAAAUAUUGGUGGGGGUGGUGUCACGUUUUGUUGUACGUGUACAAUAGUUUCUUGUUAUAUCAAUAAAGGCUACCUGACACCGCAUCCGCCAUCACGUUACACACGUAUUAGCUGUAUCGGAAGCUGUUGAUUAUGAGUUUAUGGAUGAUAACACCAUAACGUCUUCCUCCGCCUGCACUUUUGUUUUUUCACCGGCUCUUCCCCGCCUAGGCUCUCCACGUCACAUGCGGCGCAUCGUUGCAGGCGAAUGGAGCCGAACCGCUAUCUUCACUGACCUGGAUUGUGGAGGGUCUCGAUUCUGCCCAGCUCAGCGGAGAAGAUAAUACUGCAGAUGGAAUCUUGACGUGAACGAUGCCGCUGCAGGGCAGCGCUGUGCCAGGAGCGUCCGCCGAGCUGAAGGAGGAGCCGGCUUGAGAAAUUCCAGUAAUCGUAACACCCUUAACUACACCUGGAUUACAGCAAACUCACCUCACUGUUUGCACAUCGAUCUUCUACAUGGAUAUGGAGGGAGCAGGAUAGCGGGAAGAUGAGACCAGAUCUUCGCAAUUUAACGCACCAACGUAGCCAAUGGAUCUAAAGAGAGUGCUAUCCUUCCCCCCAUACCCCGGGGAUUACCUACAUCCAGUGGUGUAUGCCUGCACCGCAGUUAUGCUGCUCUGUCUGCUUGUCUCCAUCAUGACUUACAUUGUCCACCACAGUGUGAUCCGAAUCAGCAGGAAUGGCUGGCACACACUCCUCAACUUCCUCUUUCACACAGGACUGACAUUUGGUAUUUUUGCUGGUGGAAUCAAUCAAAUCAACUUACCUUUUGUGUGUCAGAUUGUUGGCAUUGUGCUCCACUAUGCUUCUCUGUCUACCAUGCUGUGGCUGACCUUCACUGCUAGAAACAUCUGUAAAGAUGUUUCCAAAGACCCACUUCAGGCACAGGAGAGGAAUAGGGCUUCCCAGACUCGUACCAAACCAGCCAUCCUCCGAUUUUAUCUUGUAAGUGAUGGAAUCCCUAUCAUAAUAGUUGGAGUUACAGCAGCAUUUGGUAUGGAUAACUAUGGCAGCAGAGAUGAUGCACUGUAUUGCUGGAUGGCAUGGGAACCAAGUCUGGGUGGUUUCUAUGCUCCCAUGAGUCUUCUGGUCUUAGUCAUGUGUGUGUACUUCUUGUGGACUUACGUCCAGCUGAAGCGCCACCCAGAAAGGAAGUAUGAGCUGCGGGUAUUAAGUGAAGAGCAGCAACAGCUGUCAUCAAAUGAGUCGCACCAUCACUGCCACACUGACACUGGGUCUGCUGGGGACUGCCAGCCCUUUGCUGCUGGCGUGUCAGUUCUGGCCAAUGAGCACUCUUUUAAAUCUCAACUCCGGGCCACAGUCUUCACCCUCUUCCUGUUCCUGGCUACCUGGACUUUGGGAGCAUUGGCUGUUUCACUGGGACAUUUCCUGGACAUGAUAUUCAGUUGUCUCUAUGGUGCUUUUUGUGUCACUCUGGGACUCUUCCUUCUCAUCCAGCACUGUGCUAAGCGUGAUGACGUGUGGCACCGUUGGUGGGCUUGUUGCCCAUCCAGAUCAAAGACAGAGGAUGGGCCUGGAGAAGGACAGAGCCAGAGGCAGGAAGUCCAUCAGCCACACUGCCAUUUGAAUUCCCCACUCUCAGUGAAGCAGCAGAUGCUUUCUCCUUACCCUAUUCAGAGUUCUCACCACAGAACAACACCGCCUCCCCAAAGCCCAACAUUAAAUCACACAGGUCCAUGCUGUGUGGCUGUAAUGACUCCUGUUAGCCCUUCCCCCAUCUCACCUCGUGCUGACCAAAUGCCUUCACCACGUCCACAGUCACUUCCUGAUGAGCUCCCUCAUCCAGCUCUUCCCCUGCAGAGUUGCAUUGCUGAUAGGACAAAGACACGCUCUUUCAACCGUCCACGCCAAUGCUUCCAGGAUUACCGGUCUCAUAUCACUUCCACCAGUAUGGAUGGGAGUGUGCACAGUACUCACCUGGACAGUCCUCAUAAUGUGCACCACAUUGAAGCCUCACCACUGGUUUCUAAUAGUCCACACCCAGAUCUCCAGCUUCCGUACAUCAGCCCUCAUUUAGAUAGCCAACUUGUAGUGUCCUGUCACAGCUUGGAACGCCAGACCUCCUGCCACAGCGUGCAAGACUCAGUUGCUUCCUGUCACAGUCAUGCCCACAACAUGCAUGACAGUAUCUCUUCCUGCCACAGCCUUCUUAUGCCUUCUCAUGGGGUCGACACCAGCCAGUGGCACAUGUACUGCUCAGUCGAUGACUCUUCCAGCACAAACUGUUGUGAGAGAGCUGAUCCCGUCAUCUUGCAGUAUGAACCAGACCCUGACAAUUUGAGCUGGAUGUCAAAGACGGCAGACAAAGAAAAGAUCUGUCUAGAGCUGGAACAGAAAGGUUUCCCAAGGAACACCCUACCUCGGCAGCAUGGCACUGUGAACCGACGGGGACCCAUUGGUCGAAACAGGAGUCUGCAGGAAGAUAGCCUGUUUGGUUCAGAUGCCACAGGAAACAUACGGACAGGCCCCUGGAAGAAUGAAACCACCGUAUAGUCUUGAAAUCCUUGGAGCAGUCAAACCUUCCAGCAAAUGACUUUUUGUUUGGGUCCCUUUGCCUUCCAGGCCCUAAGACCACAGGUUGAGCUUUUACAUCCCAGUAACAUUUCAGAUCUCCUUAUGUCAAAGUUAACAUUUUAUUGUUUCAAAAAUCAGAUCUGAAUAAACACACACACACACACACACACACACACACACACACACACACACACACACACACACAAAAUGAUCAGUUAAUGUUAAAUAUUUUUUCUGCUCCAUGAAAUUUAAAUUGCAAUCAGUAUUAUAUAUUGAUCCUAAGGAGCAGCCUGAAAACAUAUCAGUGUUACUGAAAGAAGUUCACAUUCCUCCUAUAGUCCAAGGAUAUGCAGACAGGCAAGAAAAACUCAGAAAGGCCAGUGAAAGUCAUGCAUCGACUAGACGUGAUCAAAAAAGAACUGAAGGGUUAUUUUUUGAAUGAAACAGACCCAAACUUUGAUACAAGACAGCGGUGAUAGUACGAUUUAUUGGAUAAGUUCAUUUACCACAGAUAUUGAUUAAGAGAACUGAUACAAGCAAAAAUUUAAAAAGUGAAAAUCCUUAGAAUUCUUACCACUCAACAGAUACUGUGAAAUGUUUCAGAGCAUAAAAACUUACUUUUCUUAAAAAACAAACUCUGGAAGGUGUACAUCGCUCAGUAACUUUACUGUUUGAGAAUUCAACAAUCUUGUUAUCUUGUUAUCUUGUUAUCGUGUAUGCCCUGCCCUUCCCAGGCGCCUCUAAUCCUCCUAUUGCUCUUGAACAGUUCAACUUUAUUUAUACAGUGCCAAUUCACAACAACAGCUGGCUUAAGUCACUUUAUAUUGUUGUGUCUUACAAUACAGAUUUUUUUAAUAUUUUCCUUGUGAUUGCUUUGGUUGCUACCAGAUUGCUGUGGUCGCCUGUAGUUUGCAUGCAUCAGAGGUGAAUUGUCUCCAUUUCCAACGUGUGUUGCACUUUUCACAGUUUUACUACCACUUAUAUCAAGUACUUAGCAAGUGUUGUCAGACAGGUCUGGCUGUUUGGCGACUGUGGCAAUCUGUUACUGAAUAAAACAUUUGCAAGGAGGCUUUUUUGUGCAGCACUGUAUACCUCUUUGUGACCAAUUUUAGCUUGUGAGAGCAAGUUAGUUCCCGCAUUUGCCAAGUGGUCGGGCAAUACACGACUGCGAAUAACCUCUACUGGGAAAUUUUGUCUCACAACCAAGGGAUGAAAGGCAGCUUCCAAUCAUUCACUAGUGGUGUGUGACUGGGGUCUAAAGAUGUGCAGGUUUGCAUGGACAAAGAUAUUAGUGCAUAUUGUAUUAGAAGGAGCUUGUUUUUCAGAGUGCAAAGUGUUGUGAGAAAAUAUUUAUUUGAAUUAAGGUUGACUUGCAGAAUUCAAUUAAUUUCAUCCUAAAAAAACAGCACAUAGUAUUUCACUACUGAUGUGGUGAAAUAAUAAUAAUAAUAAUAAUGUGUCUGUGAGUGUUCAUUCCUUUGGAAUAGAGUAUAACUUCCCUGAAAUGAAAUGUCUUUUCUCAGCAGUGCGCUUGCACAAAACCCUUUUUUCACUUUUCUAUUAGGAUAUUUUGGAUUCAUAUAUCCAAUACCAGACAGAAGUUGUUUUUUUUUAAGUACAGCUGUUACUGAGACUUUGUUGAGACUGUCUAAUGUUCUUCUAAUCAGUGUUCUUCUAAUACAGGUCAGCUCUUACGCACAGAUUUCAGGUUUGCAGGAUGGAAUAUGGUUUGCAGUUUUAUAAAUCCUGGGAUUCACCCAAGUCUUAACCUAUAGGACCACACGCAGUCCUCAGCAAUUUCCAUCAGAAAAAUUAUUCCUUAUAUUAUAAACAUCCUUCAGCAGCUGUGGCUCACGAGGUAGGGUAGGUCAUCUACCAAUCAGAAGGUCAGUACCUUAAUCGUCAGCUCCUCCUGUCUGCAUGUUGAAAUAGGCAAAAUAAGGAACUUCAAGUUGUCCCCUAUACAUCUGUGCGAGUGUGUGCGUGAAUGUUAGACAGAUUCUGGGUUAGAUUCUGGGUUACAAUCCCUGGAUCUCCAUGCAUUCUGCAUGGCGUUUCUCCCACAGUCGAAAAAACAUGCUGUUUCCCUUGGCUUGCCUAAUACAGUCCCAGUGUGGGGAGUUCAUAAGGAAAGCCAAAGCCCUCAGUGUUUGUGGGGGCAAAUGUUAUUAUAAAACCAAAUUAAAGAAGCUCUUUAAGAUUCUUACCAUUCUAAAUCCUUUACAGGCAAAUCACUCUGGAAUUUGGAGAGGCUAUCAUCCACAUCUUCAAACAAAGUGCAAUAUACAGUAUUAUGCAAAAAGGCAGUAGAUGGUCAGUGAUUGCACCUUUAAAUACUUGGAUCACUGGACAAUUUUUUAAAGUUAUAUAUUUGUUAAUGUUAUAUUUCUUAUUGCAUUUACAAGAUAUUUACACGUGGAAACCCAUGGAAUCAGAGUGAGCAUGUGUGUUUUCAUGUGUGCAACAGUGCAUGAUUAGGUACAUAGAAAUUUAGUGUGUUUUUGCUACAUCUGUUUAUAGGACCACCCUUGCAGAAUGAGUUUAGUGAAUAUCUUGGUGAAGAUUCAUUUAUAAAGUCUAUGGGUUUUUUAUUGAGACGCUUUAUUUAUACUGCCAAACAGAGUCAAACAGACUCUGGCCUGACAAGUAUUGCACUAAUGUGUGACCCUCACAUUGUGAGAUAAUGAUUCCAAAAAGUACAAUGUGCUACAAAGCACAAACUUUGUGCCAGAAUUAUGUGCCAAUUUUCACUGUGAUGAUAAACUACACACAACACCUUCUCAAAGAGUGAUUACAUAGUUUGUAGCACCAUAUCAACUCAGGUUUUAAAAGAUCAUCAGCAAUCCUUUAAAGCAGAACACAGACUUCUUUCUAUAUGAUUCCCCAGUGAGGUGUUUCAUAAAGUAGUGUUGGCAGUUGAGCAAAACCUUCUUCAGUAAUUCAGGUUCCGUUUGAGUUUCACAGAACAGAUAAAAUAACCCUCCAGAACAGCCCAGUUCUGGCAAAAUAAGUUUUAACCCCUAAUUCACCACUGGUGCUGUGUAAAUACCUUAUUAAGAGGUAUGAUUCUACAAUAUGACCGAGAACAUUCCAAAAAUCAGGAAGUCCACUUGGUGACACUUGGUGAAACUAGAUUCAGAGUGGGGCACUAGUCAUCUGCAUGACCGAUUUGGAGUGAGGGGGAAAGGAAAAGAAUGAACAAUUUGGACACUGCAAUGGGGAAAGAAAAGAGAGAGAGAGAGAGCAUACACACCAUGAAUUAAAUAAAUGAAAAAACACAAACUAUGAGUAGCAGUACCUGAGACAACCAGGUGGGGUUACAUGAGUGUUCUCCAGAAGUACAGCUGAUUUCUUUCUGAGUAAGAGUUGAAAAGAUAGUUUUAACCCAAUGUCCAUAUUAAAUAUGAGCUAGAGUCCAGAUGAUUUACAGCCUUGGUUAGAAUUUGUAAUAACUGUCAUUUUUGUCUAUCAAGGGACAGAAAUGACAAUAUAUGUAAUAGCCUGUGUUUCCUUGACUCAUUACCGAGUGGUGAGAGGUGUGUUUUUUAGAAUUUAGACUGCAUAUAAAAGGUGGACUUGAAGCCUCAAGGUUAGUUUUGGUGCAGCAGCCAUCUUUGUUUUUUGGAGCGAAAAUAACUAUUUGUAAGAGAGGGCAGAGUGCCAAGUUGACAGUGACAACAUUUUGUGUCCUUUGUGUAUACUUGGUUUAAUUUUUUAGUUUGCACUUGCACUUUUACUGUUUCAGUGUGUUUCAGUUUAUUUUAGUCUUCCAUUAUAUUUUUUUGUCAAGUCUUCUUUCUCUCUGUUAGUUACUUGCUUUUCUAUUUUGAUAGCAUUUUCUCUCUGUUGCUUUGUAGUUUUACGUGCUUUGUCUCGUUGUUCCUUUUCCUACUGCAUUCCCCACCUGUUUCUUCUCCCCUCAUUAUCUUCAUAUUGUGUCACUCUCCCCUUGUCCUCUGUUGCAUUGUGUAUAUAGCUGUGUCUUCCUAGUGUUCCUGGAUGUUUGGAUAUCCUGGCUUAGUGCCUUACAGAUCCCAAGAUUUAUGGACUGUUUCAUUCCUGGGCUUAGAAGCUUAAUGUUUUUCCUGUCUUCUGCAUUUGGGUUUGUAAAUUUUCAAGACACACAAUGGGUCAUGAUAAAAAAAGCCAUAAGGCCUGCUUUUUUAAAACCAAAUUUUUAUCUAUGAAACACCUCUCUGGCUUGUGUUAUUUAGCAUGUGGCACAUUUUGUAGAAAUUAGAGCGCAUCGAUCUUUUCAGUUUUAUCCAGUGAAGAUCAUUUCACUCAUAUUCUGCUUUUGGGGUGAAACUGGUGUUGAUUUGAAGAAUUUGAGUCAUACCACUCAUCAUGUCACAUGAAGGUUAGACACAUUUUCACUUUUAUGGCACCAUAUCCCACUCUGAUUGAGUGACACUAACUUUUAACCUGAUGUCGAUCACUGUGCAUGUGUUGUGUUGUCCUGUCCCAGUGUUUCAACAGCUUUAAGUGUCUUCCUGGGUGGGGUAGGAGGAUAGUCAAUGUUAAAAUGCCACUGACACCAGCUGUCAAAUGUGAGAUCCUUUUAAUGUCACAUGAAAUAAAAAAUAAACAAAUGGAUAAAAGGGGAUGCCAAUCUGAGCACUGAGUGUUGCCUGAAAUAAAGAUUUACUGUGACAU
Haplochromis burtoni (Burton's mouthbrooder) is the source of this 7278-nucleotide messenger RNA. RefSeq names its product adhesion G protein-coupled receptor A1a (gene adgra1a). The coding region runs from base 616 to 2601 and encodes 661 amino acids. The record is from RefSeq and is a predicted model, not a curated record. NCBI's taxonomy places the organism in Eukaryota, Metazoa, Chordata, Actinopteri, Cichliformes, Cichlidae. Gene Ontology annotation, cellular component: postsynaptic density; glutamatergic synapse; plasma membrane. Gene Ontology annotation, molecular function: G protein-coupled receptor activity. Gene Ontology annotation, biological process: cell surface receptor signaling pathway; G protein-coupled receptor signaling pathway. The transcript has 7 exons.